AUGCUGUGCCGUCCCAUUCAUACCCGCUCUUCUCGCUCUCUCCCUGCUAAAUAUACUUGCGCCCACUCACUUUCUUCCACAGUCGCUGCCUCUCGUCUAUCGACUGUCAUCGAGGUCGCCCGUCGCAACGCAGCGGGGAGCAUGCGGCCACCGGUCAACGCGCCCCUGACCCUGGCGGGCGACCCCUCCCCAGCCCCGCCAGCAUUGCCGCCUCUCCCAUCCUCCGCCUUCCCCACCGGGUCUCGCGAGCGGUUGCGCGCAUUGCUUGCGGAGGCCACGGCAAAUGCUCCACCCGCGGGUGACAAUGCGCGCGCCUCAGCGCAGACGGCAUCAGUGGCGUCCGCCGACCCCUGCGACGCGGAGGGCGUGUCCGCGCUCGCCGCGUGCUCUUCGGUGGCCCGAGGGGCGCACGUGAAGGGCGGCGAGGCGCGGUACAGCGCAGCGGACGACGCGGCGUGCAUCGCGGGUGGUGUGUGGGAGCGAGGGGCGACAGUGGAGAGGGAACGGGAGGCGAUGAUGGAGCGCGAGGCACGGGGAGCGGGCGACGAUGAUGGCUCCGAGGUGCACAUGCCGUGGGGGUGGGGCGCGCACGGGGAGGGCACCACGCCACUUCAGCAUGCGGGGGGACUCGUACCGCCGCAAGUGGCGGACAGCAGGCAGCCAUUCGGCGACGCCGCCAUCGCCGCCGCCAACCCCUUCGCGCGCCCUCCUGCGCCGCCGCGGAUCGCCUCAAUGCCGCCCGCUGCGUGCGCCAAGCGCCGGGCCCCCAGCGGGUCGAAGAGCUUCGCACAGCGACUGGCGGCACGCGCUGCUGCUGCGGGGGGAGAUGGCAGCGAUGGCUGCGAGGGAGGCGCGGAAGGGGGCAGCGCGCGCGGCAUGGCGAGCGUGCCCACGCGGCUGGUGACGGGCGCACCGGCGUCGGGGCCCGUGUGCUUCCUGAUCGCGGGAGGACUCAGCCCCGCCGCCCUGCUGGACUCGCCCGUGGUGCCCCGCUCCCAGCCCCCUGCCAGCACAGCGCCCCGGCUGGAAGGGGGCAUGGGGGCGCAGGCAGGGGGAGGUGGGGAUUUGAAAGAGCGCAUGGGGGGGGCGGAGGAGGGGGAGGGGGAGCAUGGGGGGCGGAGGAAGCGGCAGCGGAUGGAGGGCGGGGAUGAGGGGGGAGUGACAUGGAGUGAGAGAGGAGGGAAGAGGGGUGGGACGAUGGGGCAGGAGAACGAGGGCAUGGGUGACGGGCAGGGGGAGGGCGUGCAGGCAGUCUUGGCACUGGGGCUAGGUGGGGGUGCGGAGGGAGGGUGGGCGCAUAUGGGGGAGGGGGAGCGGAUGGGUGCAGGGCGAGCGAGGGAAGCAGUGGGAGUGGAGGCCGUAGUGGGCGGCCAUGUGGCGGUGGCAGGUGCACGGCCACACCACAUGGCCCUCACUGCCGCGUACCCCCACACCCAUGCCGCCCGCAUGCUGCCUUGCUCCGACACCUCUCACGCUGCUGCCGGCAGUGCCAUUGGGGGGGGGGAUGGCGGCGCGCAGCAGGGCGCCACAGGGGGGGUGGCAGAUGACGACGUGGCAGUGCAUGCAGGCGCACAUGGGGAGGCACAGACAGAGGCGCGACCUGGAGCAGCGGUAGGGGGCGAGGCCUUGCUGCGACAGAGAGUGGCACAGUGGCAAGGCAACGGGGAUUUGCCACAGGCAGUGCAGGGGAUGGCAGGCAGCGAGAUGCACAGCUGGGUGCUGCACAACAGGGCGCAUGGGGAGGAGGGCGCGAGGGCGCAGGCUGGACAUGCGCAUGGGAAGGAUGGGGCGGGGUGGGAAGUGGAGGGUGAGGAGGAGGCGAGUGGGAAAGAGGAUAUGGAAGAGGGCUGGACGGAUGGGGGAGGAGAGACAGAGGCGGUGGGUGCAGGAGCAGCGGCAGCAGGCGGGGCAGUGGACGGGUACAGCUGGCACAAGUACGGGCAGACGGAGGCGCGUGGGGAGAGGGGGGCGUGCAGCUACUACCAGUGCACGGCACCCGGGUGCCCCGCUAAGAAGCGCGUGGCGCUGGCAGCACACGGCCACGCUACACACUGCCAGUACCACGGCCGCCACUGCCAUGCCCCUCCACUGCCCCCUGCCGCUGGUAGCGCUGGCAGCGUGGGCAUGGGUGGGGAGUGGAGCAGUGGCAGUGGCGUGCAGAGGGAGGGGGACUUGGCCCAUGGCUGUGCUGCCCACGCGGACACAGGCGCAGCGGCGGAGGGUGUGGGGCAGGGCAGAGGCGAGGAGGAGAGGAGAGGAGAGGAGAUUGAGAGAGGGAGAGAGGCGAGUGCGUGGGAGAAGGAGGGGAGGGUGGGGCAGAGUGAGGAGGCAUCGCGGUCGAGGAGCAGCUUUGAGGGCGGCGAGGGCGACGCGGGUGUGGGGAGGAAGGCGGAGGGCGAGGCCACCAGCAAGGAGCAGCGCAAGAGGUAUGCCGGGCAAGCGCUGCCAUGUCGCUGCCUUCCCUUCCUGUCCCUUCUCGCUCGGUGUAAGACCCAUUCGCUGCUCGCUUCGUCUGUCCGGCAGGAGAUGCUGCUGGUGCAGCAGCAGGUGGUGGCACCCAGGCUGCACAUGAGAGCCAUGCUCACAGCCUUGCCAUGCAUGGCGCUGCACACCCCAUGUGCUGCGCUGUGUCUUGGCCCCUCGCACGCCCUCCCACCACUUGCUAUGCUUGCUUGCCCCACUGGCGAUUCCUCUCUUCCCCCUGCGCCCCACAGGCGGCCGGAGCCGUUUUGUGGGCAGCGUGUGCAGCGCGGGCCCAAGGUGGUGGUGCGCGCGGUGAGUGCGGUGGAGCUGCUGGACGACGGGUACCGCUGGCGCAAGUACGGCCAGAAACUCGUGCACGGCCGCCGCUUCCCCAGGGAGGUGGUGACCACGUACGAGGGCAAGCACAGCCAUGCCGUGCCCGCGACGCGCUCCGCCUGUGUCUUCAUGGCCCUUGACGGGCCCGGCGUCUUUUCUCUCUCAUCGGCAGGAGGGGAAGGGGAUACUGCUGGACCAAGUAGUGAAAGGGGGGCCGCAAUGAGCAAGAAGAGUGGUGUUUGA
Closterium sp. Naga37s-1 is the source of this 3042-nucleotide messenger RNA. Lineage: Eukaryota; Viridiplantae; Streptophyta; Zygnematophyceae; Desmidiales; Closteriaceae. The record is from the annotation of a GenBank genome assembly.